Messenger RNA from Oikopleura dioica, 483 nucleotides. NCBI's taxonomy places the organism in Eukaryota, Metazoa, Chordata, Appendicularia, Copelata, Oikopleuridae. The record is from the annotation of a GenBank genome assembly.
AUGUCCGACUACAGUGAGAGUUUAAUAUCUGCGGACACGGCCGUUAUCGAGUCAGAGUUAAAUCCCAUAGAAAAAAGAGAUGUAAUGAGGAAAAAUGAUUAUAUGCUGGAAAAUAAAGUUCGCAAUCUGCAAUUGAAACUUUCUGAUGCUGAAAUGAAAAUCAUUGACGCCGAAGAGGAAAAAAACAAGCUAAAAAAACGAGUUGAAGACCUUGAAAAUCGGUUUGCUUCGAAUAUUGAAAUUUAUACUGAGGAUUCAUAUCUAAAAAUUGGAGGGACGGAGAGUCGGUACGAUGAAAAUGGCUAUACUUAUGUCAGAGGAGAUUUUACCAUCUGCAUAGAUGGCAAAAUGAUUAUGUUCUUGGCAAGAACAGAAAGCGCCAUUCUUCACUCGGACUCAUAUAAUUAUUCUCAACUAAGGAUGAUAUCUCUGCCCAAGAGCUCCAAUUUCGCUCCAUAUAAAGUUACGUCGGAGAUUAUCUAA